AUGCUGCUAGACCUAUCUAACUGUAACCUAAAAAGUCUAGAAGACUCUGAUAUAAUCCUAGAAAAACUGAUCGAGCUAGAUGCUGACUACACGAGCAUAACAUAUUUAGAUGUGUCAAACAAUUAUGUUAAAUCGAUAAAAGGAUUAAGGCAUUUCGAAAAUCUUAGAGUGUUGAACAUAUCAAACAAUGAGUUAACGUCAUUAGAUGAUGACUAUAUUCCUUCAUCCACCGAAAAAAUAAUUGCCGAUCAUAACAACCUGACAGAUAUAUGCUUCAAGGGAAUUAGAAAAAAGAAAAUUAGAAAAAAGGGAAAGGAGGGAAAAAAAGGCAAGAAGUUCAACUUUAAGGAAGGAGAAGAGGACUAUGAUAUAGAAGAUGGUGAGGAUGAAUCAUAUGAUGAUAAGUUGUAUGACGAUGAUGAGUCAUACAGUGAUAAUGAGUCGUACAACUAUGAAGAUCUGAACAACAAUAAGCUGUACACUGAUGAAAUGUACAGUGAUAAGCUAUACCGAAGUAAAGGAAGAAUACAGCGCAGACAGGCAAAGAACGCGAAGAGGAAAAAGAGUCAAUACAUCCAAGAGAGCAGCUCGAACAGCAUCUUUUACGAAACCUUUAAUAAAAAUAUAUUGAAUGAGAAACGUUUUUAUACGAACAGAAAUCUUCCCCUAAAUAGACUAAGUUAUUUGGAUGUGAGUUACAAUAAUAUUAAAAAGCUUAAAACGUUUGAAAUGUAUCUUCACAUUAUGAACAAGAGAAGUAGGAGCAGAGGUGGGAGUAGAAGUGGGAGUAGAAGUGGGAGUAGAAGUGGGAGCAUAAGUGGGAGUAGAAAUGGGAGUAGGAGAAGAAGCAGUAGUAGAAACAGAAGUAGGAGCGGAAGCAGUAGUAGAAACAGAAGUAGGAGCGGAAGCAGGAGCAUGAAACACGAGAAGUAUUCAGAUGACGGAUACAUAAAAAAUUACAUCGCAAAUAAAACAGAACAGGAUGUAAUGAUUCUAUUUUUUAACUCGUUAGAAACAUUACAUCUAAGAGGAAACAGACUAACAAAUUUAAAAGGACUAAGUGUUUUUAAAAAUUUAAAAAUUUUAGACCUUAGAUCAAAUCUAAUUAAUCAUCCUGUACAACUUUUUUAUAUUCUUGAUAAUAAAAACUGGUUAAAGAAAUAUCAUGAAAAGAAAUUUAAAAAAAAAAAUACUACUUCUUAUUCUUACUUUAUACAUAUUUUGAAAAAGUAUAAAAAUUUUAACAGUCUACAAAAUUUAUUCUUACAAGGAAAUCAAAAUGUUAUUAGACCCAAGUACCUAUUUAUGAGCGUAUAUAAUGCCCUAAAAAGUAUUAACACGAAAUGCAAGCUGAUUACUGAUAUGGAAGCGGGUGCAGAAGAUGAUAUAGAUGCAGGUGUAGACUCGAGUGUAGAUGCAGGCGUAAACACAGACGUAUGUGCCAAUCCACUUGUCGACACAGUAAGUAAUGCAGUUAUCGAUGAAACCACAGGUAACCUCAGCUUUGCUUCUACAAAGAAGUACCUCCUUCAGAGUAACUGUCCUAACUAUGAUAGAAACCAAAUAUAUGAAAAUUAUACUUAUGAUGAAAUUUUAGAAGAUGUAAACUUAUUAUAUUAUGACAUACGAAAUGAAUACCCAGAAUUGUAUAUCACUGAAAUUAAGGAUGAAUCAGAACUUAUGCCAGAAGAACUUCAUGAGUCAGGAACACAACAUAAGCCAGAAGCACAGUGUACGGUGCAGAACAGUAUACAACUAAAGGGAAGGGUAUUAUAUAGGAAAGAACUAGAGACUUGCAGAGAAGUAGAAACCGAAAGAUAUGAAGAGGUUAUAGACAUAAAAACAGUAGAAGAGAAUGAAGAAUCAUCAAGUAUAUCAUCGGAAGAAGAGGAUAUAUACAUAGAAUUAAAAUGCGAAGAGGGAGCAGAAUAUGAUGAUAGCAUGGUUAUGCAAUUGGACGAAGAAAAAGGUAUACAGUUAGAAUCAGAAACAGGAAAGGAUAUAGAUGUAGAGUUAGAUAAUGAGCAAAUCAUAGAAGUAGAAUUAGGAGAGGAGAGCAAAGAUGUAGAUACAGAAAAGGAAAGGAGCAGAUACGUAGAGUCAGAAGAGGAUGACAUAGUAGUAGAAUCAGAAGGGGAAAACAUGUAUGUCGAAUCAGAAGAGGAAGACAUAGUAGUAGGAUCAGAAGAGCAAGAUGUGGGUAUCGAGUCAGAAGAGGAAGACAUAGUAGUAGAAUCAGAAGGGGAAAACAUAUAUAUCGAAUCAGAAGAGGAAGACAUAGUAGUAGGAUCAGAAGAGCAAGAUGUGGGUAUCGAGUCAGAAGAGGAAGACAUAGUAGUAGAAUCAGAAGGGGAAAACAUAUAUAUCGAAUCAGAAGAGGAAGACAUAGUAGUAGGAUCAGAAGAGCAAGAUGUGGGUAUCGAGUCAGAAGAGGAAGACAUAGUAGUAGAAUCAGAAGGGGAAAACAUAUAUAUCGAAUCAGAAGAGGAAGACAUAGUAGUAGAAUCAGAAGAGGGCAUAACAGUAGAGUCAGAAGAUCAGGAAACCAUAGAAGUAGAAUAUGAACAGGAGAACAUGACCGUGGAGUCAGAAGAAGAAAAGAAUACAGAAGUAGUAUCUGAAGCAACGGAUAACAUGUACGUGGAGUCAGAUGAUGAAGAAACCCUAGAAGUAAAAUUGGAACAGGAGAAGAGCAAAGAUAUAGAAUCAGAAGAGGAGAAUAUUAUAGAAGUGGAAUCAGAAAUGGAAAAGGAAAAAGACGUAGAGUUAGUAAAAGAGAUUAGCAUAUACGUAGAAUCAAAAGAUAAAAAGCACUUAGAUACAGAAUCAGAAGAAGACAGCAGUAUAGAAAUAGAAUCAAAAGAAGAAGAAAAAGACAUAGAAAUAGAAUCAGAAAUAGAAAAGGAAAAAGACGCAGAAUUAGAAGGUAUACAAAUCAUAGAAGUAGUGUCAGAAGAAGAAGAUAUGGAAAUGAAAACGGGAAUGGACAAGUGUAAAAAUGUUGAGACUGAAGAAGUUGAAGACAUGAAAGCAGAAUCAGAAAUAGAAAAGAACAAAGAUGUAGAAUCAGAAGGUGAACAAAUCAUAGAAGUAGUAUCAGAAGAAGAAGAAGAUAUGGAAGUGAAAACAGGAAUGGAAAAGUGUAAAAAUGUUGAAACUGAAGAAGUUGAAGACAUGGAAGAAGAAUCAGAAAUAGAAAAGAACAAAGAUGAAGAAUCAGAAGAUGAACAAAUCAUAGAAGUAGUGUCAGAAGAAGAAGAAGAUAUGGAAAUGGAAUCUGAGAUGAAAAAUGAAAAAGAUAUAGAGCCAGAAAAAGAGAUUAACAUGUACAUAGAACCAAAAGGUGAAAAUAACAUAGAUAUAGAGUCAGAAGAAGAAGAAGAUAUGGAAAUGGAAUCUGAGAUGGAAAAUGAAAAAGAUAUAGAGCCAGAAAAAGAGAUUAACAUGUACAUAGAACCAAAAGGUGAAAAUAACAUAGAUAUAGAGUCAGAAGAAGAAAGGAGUAUAGACGUACAGUCAGAAGUAGAAAAGAGUAUAUAUAUAGAAUCAGAAAUAGAAAAAGGCAUAGAACUAGAGUUAAAAAAAGAAAAAUAUACAGGUACACAAUCAGAACGAGAAAAAAGCAUAAAUAUAGAAUCAGAAGAAGAAAGUAGUAUAGGUACACAAUCAAAAGAAGAAAAGAGUAUAUAUAUAGAGUCUGAAGAAGAUAUAGAAAAGGACGAAGACGUGGAGUCACAAGAAGAAGACAUAGAAGUGAAAUUAGAAAUAAAUAAAUAUAAAUUUGUGGAAUCAGAAGAAGAAGAAGAAAAAGAAAAAGAAGUAGCAUCCGAAAUAGAAAUGGGCAAGAGUGUAGAGUUAGUAAAAGAGAUUAGCAUAUACGUAGAAUCGAAUUAUGAGAAGCUUAUAGGAGUAAAAUCAGAAGAAGAAAAGAGUGUAGGUACACAAUCAGAAGAAAAGAGCAUAGAUAUACAGUCAGAAAUGGAAAACGGUAAAGUACUGGAAUCAGAAGAUGAUGGAGACAUGAAAAUGAUAUCAGAAGAAAGUUUCAUAGAAGUACAAUCAGAAGAAAGUCUCAUAGAAGUACAAUCAGAAGAAAGUCUCAUAGAAGUACAAUCAGAAGAAAGUCUCAUAGAAGUACAAUCAGAAGAAAGUCUCAUAGAAGUACAAUCAGAAGAAAGUCUCAUAGAAGUACAAUCAGAAGAAAGUCUCAUUGAAGUACAAUCAGAAGUAGACAUGGACUUGGAAUCAGAAAAAGAAAAGUUCAUGUACGUAGAAUCUAAAGAUGAGAAGCUUAUAGAUAUAGAAUCAGAGAUAGAUGAAGAAAUGGAAAUGAAAUUGACAAUAGAAAAUGACAAAGACACAGAAUCAGAAAAAGACACUAGCAUGUACAUAGAACCAAAAGAUGAAAAACACGUAGAUAUAGAAUCAGAAGAAGAAAGGAGCAAAGAAGUACAUUCAGAAGUAGAAAGGAGUAUAUAUACAAAAUUAGAAAUAGGAAAAGAUAUAGAAGAAGAAUCAAAAGAAGAAAAUAUGAAAGUGCAGUCACGAAUAAAAAAGGAGAAAGAUGUUGAGUUAGAAGAUGAAGAAAUUGUAGAAGUAGAAUCGGAAGAAGAACAAGAGAUGAAAGUGCAAUCAGAAAAAGGAAAGAUCAUGUACGUAGAAUCAAAACAUGAGAACCUCAUAGACACAGAAUCAGAAGUAAGGAGCGUUAAAGUAAAAUUAGAAAAAGAAGAAAACAUGGACAUGGAAUUAACUAUAAGAAAUGACAAAGAAGCAGAAUCCGAAAAAGAGAUUAGUAUGUACUCAAAGUCAAAUGAUGAAAAGCGCAUAGAUAUAGAAUCAAAAAUGGAAAAGCACGAAGAUGUGGAGUCCGAAGAAGAAUUCAUGGAAAUGGAAUUAGAAAAAGCAAAUGGCAAAGAAGUACAGCUAGAAAAACAGAUUAGCAUGGACGUAGAAUCAAAAGGUGAGAAACACAUUGAUACAGAAUCAGAAGGAGGUAGCAUAGAAGUAGAGUCGGAAGUACAAAGUAGCAUAGAAGUAGAGUCAGAAAAAGAAGAAAAUAUGGGCAUGGAAUUAACAGUAGAAAAUGACAGAGACUCAGUAUCACAAAAAAGGAUUAGCAUGUACGUAGAACCAAAAAAUGAAAAGAGAAUAGAUAUAGAAUUACCAGAAGAAAAGAAUAUAGAAACACAAUUAGAAGAAGAAAAUAAUAUAGAUAUAGAAUCAGAAAUAGAAAAGGACAAAGAAGUAGAUUUAGAAGAUGAAGAAAUUGUAGAAGAAUCAGAAAAAGAGAAUAUCAUUUACGUAGAAUCAGAAGAAGAAAGCAAAAUAGACGUUGAAUCAGAAGAAGAAAGCAGAAUAGACGUAGAAGCAGAAGAAGAAAGCAGAAUAGACGUAGAAUCGGAAGAAGAAAGCAAAAUAGACGUAGAAUCAGAAGAAGAAAGCAAAAUAGACGUUGAAUCAGAAGAAGAAAGCAGAAUAGACGUAGAAGCAGAAGAAGAAAUCAGAAUAGACGUAGAAUCGGAAGAAGAAAGCAAAAUAGACGUAGAAUCAGAAGAAGAAAGCAAAAUAGACGUAGAAUCAGAAGAAGAAAGCAAAAUAGACGUAGAAGCAGAAGAAGAGCAAAAUAGACGUAGAAGAAGAAAGCAAAAUAGACAAGAAGAAAGUAAAAUAGAAGUAGAAUCAAAAGAAGAAAGCAAAAUAGACGUAGAAGCAGAAGAAGAAAGCAGAAUAGACGUAGAAUCGGAAGAAGAAAGCAAAAUAGAAGUAGAAUCAAAAGAAGAAAGCAAAAUAGACGUAGAAGCAGAAGAAGAAAGCAGAAUAGACGUAGAAUCGGAAGAAGAAAGCAAAAUAGACGUAGAAUCAGAAGAAGAAAGCAAAAUAGACGUAGAAUCAGAAGAAGAAAGCAAAAUAGACGUAGAAUCAGAAGAAGAAAGCAAAAUAGACGUAGAAUCAGAAGAAGAAAGCAAAAUAGACGUUGAAUCAGAAGAAGAAAGUAAAAUAAACGUAGAAGCAGAAGAAGAAAGCGAAGUAGACGUUGAAUCAGAAGAAAAACGUAUAUAUAUAGAAUCAGAAAUAGAAAAAGGCAUAGAAGUAGAAUUAAAAGAAGAAAAAGGUAUAGAUACACAGUCAAAACAAGAAAACAGCAUAUAUAUGGAAUCAGAAAUAGAAAAGGACAAAGUCCUGGAAUCAGAAGAAGAAGACAUGGAAGUGGAAUUAGAUAUGAAAAAGAACAAGGAUGCACAGUUAGAAGAUGAGCAAAUAAUAGAAGUAGAAUCAGAAGAAGAAGGCAUGCAAAUGAAAUUAGAAACAGAACAGGAUACGAAUAUGAAAUCAGAAUUAGAAGAGGAUAUUGAAUUAGAAAAAGAAAACAUUGUGUAUAUAGAAUCAAAAGAUGAGAAUUACUUAUAUAUAGAAUCAAAAGAAGAGAAGCACAUAGGAAUGGAAUCAGAAGAAAAUAGUAUAGAAAUAGAGUCAGAAGAAGAAGAUAUUAACAUAGAAUUAACAAUGGAAAAUGAUAAAGAUGCACAGUUAGAAAAAGAGAAGAUCAUGUACAUAAAAUCGAAAGGUGCGAAGCACAUAGAUAUAGAAUCAGAAGAAGAAAGCAGCAUAGAAGCACAGUCAGAAGUAGAACAGAGUAUAUAUAUAGAAUCAGAAAUAGAAAAAGGCAUAGAACUAGAAUCAAAAAAAGAAAAAUAUUCAGGUACACAAUCAGAACGAGCAAAGAGCAUAAAUAUAGAGUCAGAAAUGGAAAGGUGUAAAAUUAUGGUGGCAGAGGAUGAUGAAGACGUGCAAGCAGAAUCGGAAAUAGAAAAGAACAUAGAAUUAGAAUUAGAGUUAGAAGAAGAAGACAUGAAUGUGGAAUCAGAAAAAGAGAAGUUCAUGUACAUAGAAACGAAAGAUAAGAAGGGCAUAGUUAAAGAAUCGGAAGAACAAAGAAACAAAGAAGUAAAAUCAAAAAAAGAAGAAAAGGUAAACAUGGAGUUAGAAAUAGAAAAUGGCAAAGACGCAGAGUCAGAAAAAGAGAUUAGCAUGUACGCAGAAUCAAAUGAUGAAAAUCACGUAGAUAUAGAAUCAGAAGAAGAAAGGAGCAAAGUUGCACAGUUAGAAGAAGAUGACAUAGAAGUAGAAUCAGAAGAAGAAAAGAGUAUAGACAUAGAAUCAGAAAUAGAAAAGAAUAAAGACGUGGAGAGAGAAGAAGAUGAAAACAUAGGAGUUGAAUCAGAAGAAGAAAAGAGUAUAGACAUAGAAUCAGAAAUAGAAAAGAAUAAAGACGUGGAGAGAGAAGAAGAUGAAGACAUAGGAGUUGAAUCAGAAGAAGAAAAGAGUAUAGACAUAGAAUCAGAAAUAGAAAAGAAUAAAGACGUGGAGAGAGAAGAAGAUGAAGACAUGAGCAUGGAAUUAGAAAUAGAAAUGGAAAAUGACAAAGACAAAGAAUCAGAAAAAGAGGAGAUCAUGUACAUAGUAUCAGAAGAUGAAAAGUUCAUUAACAUAAAAUCAGAAGAAGAGAAGGACAUAGAAGUUGGAUCCGAAAUAGAAAAUGAUAAAGACACAGAAUCGGAAAAAGAGAAGAGUAUAGAAACAGAAUCCGAAGCAGAGGAGGGCAAAGAUGUAGAGUCAGAAGAUGAAUACAUAAACGUGCAAUCAGAUGAGAAGAUCACAGAAAUAGAAUCAGAAGAGAAGGACGUGGAUGUCAGAUUAGAAGAAGAGAAGAGUAUAGAAGUGGAAUCUGAAGAAGAUAAGAGCGUAGAAGUAGAAUCUGAAGAAAAUAAGAGCGUAGAAGUAGAAUCAGAAGAAGAGAAGAGUAUAGAAGUGGAAUCUGAAGAGAGGGGCAUAGAAAUAGAAUCAGAAGAGAAGGACGUAGAAGAAGAAUCAAAAGAGGAAGAUAUACACGUAAAAUUAGAACAUAAUAUCCUAGAAGUGCAAUCAGAUGAAGAUAAGAGCGUAGAAGUAGAAUCAGAAGAAGAGAACAGUAUAGAAGUGGAAUCUGAAGAGGAAGAUAUGCACGUAAAAUUAGAAGAACAUAAUAUCCUAGAAGUGCAAUCAGAUGAAGAUAAGAGCGUAGAAGUAGAAUCAGAAGAAGAGAACAGUAUAGAAGUGGAAUCUGAAGAGGAAGAUAUGCACGUAAAAUUAGAAGAACAUAAUAUCCUAGAAGUACAAUCAGAUGAAGAUAAGAGCAUAGAAGUAGAAUCAGAAGAAGAAAAGAGUAUAGAAGUGGAAUCUGAAGAAGAUAAGAGCGUAGAAGUAGAAUUUGAAGAUAAGAGCGUAGAAGUAGAAUCAGAAGAAGAGAAGAAUAUAGAAAUGGAAUCUGAAGAGAAGGGCAUAGAAAUAGAAUCAGAAGAGAAGGACGUAGAAGAAGAAUCAAAAGAGGAAGAUAUGCACGUAAAAUUAGAAGAACAUAAUAUCCUAAAAGUGCAAUCAGAUGAAGAUAAGAGCGUAGAAGUGGAAUCUGAAGAAGAUAAGAGCGUAGAAGUGGAAUCUGAAGAAGAUAAGAGCGUAGAAGUAGAAUCUGAAGAAGAUAAGAGCGUAGAAGUAGAAUCAGAAGAAGAGAAGAGUAUAGAAUUGGAAUCUGAAGAGAGGGGCAUAGAAAUAGAAUCAGAAGAGAAGGACGUAGAAGAAGAAUCAAAAGAGGAAGAUAUGCACAUAAAAUUAGAAGAACAUAAUAUCCUAGAAGUGCAAUCAGAUGAAGAUAAGAGCAUAGAAGUAGAAUCAGAAGAAGAAAAGAGUAUAGAAGUGGAAUCUGAAGAAGAUAAGAGCGUAGAAGUGGAAUCUGAAGAAGAUAAGAGCGUAGAAGUAGAAUCUGAAGAAGAAAAGAGUAUAGAAGUGGAAUCUGAAGAAGAUAAGAGCGUAGAAGUAGAAUUUGAAGAUAAGAGCAUAGAAGUAGAAUCAGAAGAAGAGAAGAGUAUAGAAGUGGAAUCUGAAGAAGAUAAGAGCGUAGAAGUAGAAUCUGAAGAAGAUAAGAGCGUAGAAGUAGAAUCAGAAGAAGAGAAGAGUAUAGAAUUGGAAUCUGAAGAGAGGGGCAUAGAAAUAGAAUCAGAAGAGAAGGACGUAGAAGAAGAAUCAAAAGAGGAAGAUAUGCACGUAAAAUUAGAAGAACAUAAUAUCCUAGAAGUGCAAUCAGAUGAAGAUAAUAGCGUAGAAGUGGAAUCUGAAGAAGAUAAGAGCGUAGAAGUAGAAUCAGAAGAAGAGAAGAGUAUAGAAAUGGAAUCUGAAGAGGAAGAUAUGCACGUAAAAUUAGAAGAACAUAAUAUCCUAAAAGUGCAAUCAGAUGAAGAUAAGAGUAUAGAAGUGGAAUCUGAAGAAAAGGGCAUAGAAACAGAAUAUGAAGAGAAGGGCAUAGAAAUAGAAUCUGAAGAGAAGGGCAUAGAAAUAGAAUAUAAAGAAAGUGACAAAGAAGUGGAAUCAGAAAAAAGUUACAUAAACGUAGAAGCAGAAAGGAACGGAAAAAUGAAAUUAAUGAAAUACGUAAGACAAAAGCUUGAUGAUGAAAUAAAGGCAUAUGAUGAAUUACAAAGGAAUCAAGAGCAAAAAAAAGAAAUGAAAAGGUUAAAUGUGUACUUUAAAGGAGGAGAUAAACAGGAAGAACGCAAUAUAAAAAUAGGUUUACCGCAAAAAAUUGAAAUACCCAAAGACGAAUUGCAGAGACGAAAAGAAAAUGAAAUCAAGCACAUACCAUUCAUAGAAAAAAUUAGAACAACUAACGACUCUAAUCAGUUAGAUCAAACAAACUCAUAUCUCUAUAUAAAUGAGCAACUAAAGAAUAAGAAAGAAGCAGAUAGCAACACAUGUGAAUAUACUCAUCAAUUACAUUUGAAGAAGCCAAUUUAUUUGUCCGAGGGUAAGGAAAACAAAACGGAAAGGGAAAUUCUGAAAAGAGACAGUAGUAUUUUAAAGGGAUAUAGAAACAAUUUGAAGGGAAAUGGAAACGAUCUAAAAAGAGAUGAAGAAAAUUUGGAAAGUUAUAACACCAUUUUGAAUGACAAAAAAUGUUCUCAUCCUCUUGAAGAGAAGAAGGAACAUAUUGAAAAAUUAAUAGAAAAUAUAAAACAAAACGUAACAAGAAAAUCGUCCAAAUUAUUAUCGCUUUAUAAAAAUUUGAAUGGCAAUAUGUUCUCUAAAAAUUGUUAUGAUAAAAUUAAUGAACAGGUUAGAGGCGAUACUAUAGAUGAUUCUAGCAAAAUUAAUAACUUGAAAAUAGUACAAAUUGGUUACUUAGAUAAAGUAAAAAGAUUCGAAGCUACAAUGGAUUAUUAUAAUGAUAAAAACGUGGAGAGCAAAUUCCAUGGACUAAAAGAAAUGAAGGGUCUUACGAUCAAACAAUUUGAAGAGCCAAAAGAAGAAGAGGUGGAUAAGGCGAAAGAGUUUUACAGCCACAACUCUUUUUAUCAAGUUAAUGUAAAGGGAAUGUGCAUAAAGGAGGGAAAAGUGGAAGAAGCAGGAGGCGAUGAAGAGGAAGUGGUGGAUGAUAAGGAAAAUCAUGAAAAUUCCUCGUCAGAUAAAUUACGUUGUGGUUCCUUUGCAAGGGAAAAUAGUAAACGAAAGGAAAUGAAUGAACGUGAUAAUAAAAAUAAUAUUAAUUACAAUAAUAGCAGUAAUAAUAAUAAAUAUUACAAAAGUUAUAGCAGUGGUAAUCGUAAUAAAUACUACAAAAGUUGUAGCAGUGGUAAUCGUAAUAAAUACUACAAAAGUUGUAGCAGUGGUAGUUGUAAUAAAUACUACAAAAGUUGUAGCAGUGGUAAUAGUAACUAUAGCAAUGCUACGACGACACAACCGAACAGCGAUUUACGAAGCAGCAAGAGAAGCAGCAGAAGUAGCAGAAAUGAUAUGAACAUGGAAGAAAAUGAAACGAUCUGUUCCUUUUCAUCUAUUUUUAAAGAUAAAAAAAAAACAAGUAGUGUACUUGAAGAACUAUUAACUAAGGAUAUAGAUUCAGAAAAAUCCAAUCUAACAAAUUUUUCUUCAAUUGAUAGUGAUGUCUUUGAUAGUGACACGGUUGAGAUGAGUGGUGAUUCCAUUAGGGAGAGGAAAGACAAGCAAGGGUGCUGGCUCUACGACGAUGGACGGGAAGAAGUGGGGGGAAAAGUAGAAGUAAAGGAAAUGGAGGAAGAGGAGGAAGAAGAGGAAAAGGAAGUAAAGGAAGAUGUAGAAGAAAAGGAAGAAGAGGAGGAAGAGGAAGAGGAAGAAGGGGAGGAAGAGAAAAAAGAAGUAAAGGAAGAUGUAGAAGAAAAGGAAGAAGAGGAGGAAGAGGAAGUAAAGGAAGUAAAGGAAGAUGUAGAAGAAAAGGAAGAAGAGGAGGAAGAGGAAGAGGAAGAAGGGGAGGAAGAGAAAAAAGAAGUAAAGGAAGAUGUAGAAGAAAAGGAAGAAGAGGAGGAAGAGGAAGAGGAAGAGGAAGAGGAAGUAAAGGAAGAAAUAGAAGUAGAGGCAGAAGAAGAGAUAAAGGAAGAAAUAGAAGUAGAGGAAGAAGAGGAAGAAGAGGAAGAAGAGAAAAAAGAAGUAAAGGAAGACGUAGAAGAAAAGGAAGAAGAGGAAGAGGAGGAAGAGGAAGAGGAAGAAGAGGAGGAAGAGAAAAAAGAAGUAAAGGAAGAUGUAGAAGAAAAGGAAGAAGAGGAGGAAGAGGAGGAAGAGGAAGAGGAAUGCGAAGAAGAAGAAGAAGAGAAAAACCUUCAACAUAAUAAGUGCCACGAUAUACACCCGCGUAUUAUUAAACAAUUAACAGAGCAAAUCACAAGAAGAAAUAUGCACAAUGAUAACAACACAAGGUUUAAUUGGAAAAACGAAAUUUCAAGCAAAAAACGUAACAUGACUUUCAAGAAAAACGAAGUUAUAAAAAAAGUAUUCCCCAAUUAUAAUUCACUUAGCAGGAAUGAUAAGGAAAAUGAAAAAGAAGAUAAGAAAGAGCACGAAGAGAUGAAUAAAAAGAGGGAAAAUGAGCGGAGCAGUUAUGUGAAACGUGGAAUUUUUGUCAGGAAAUGGGGGGGAAAAAUGGAUUCAACCGUUGUGAAAGAAACGAACAGCGUGAAGGUAGCAAACAAUAUAAAAGAGACAUACAAUUUGAUGGGAACGCAUAACGUAAAGGUUCCACAGAGUAUAAAAGAAAUGUAUAACACAAGAGCAUUACGAUAUGUAAAAGAAGCACAUGGUUUAAAGAGAGAACAUAAUAUAAAGGCAGCAUCCAAUAUGAUGGAAACACAUAAGGUAAAGGUAUCACACAUCAUAAAGGAAGUACCCAGUAUAAAGGAAGCAUACAAUGUAAGAGAAGCGCAUAAUAUGAAAGAAGCGCAUAAUGUGAAAGAAGCGCAUAAUGUGAAAGAAGCGCAUAAUGUGAAAGAAGCGCAUAAUAUGAAAGAAGCGCUUAAUAUGAAAGAAGCGCAUAAUAUGAAAGAAGCGAAUAAUAUGAAAGAAGCGCUUAAUAUGAAAGAAGCGCAUAAUAUGAAAGAAGCGCAUAAUGUGAAAGAAGCGCAUAAUGUGAAAGAAGCACAUAAUGUGAAAGAAGCGCAUAAUGUGAGAGAAGCGCAUAAUGUGAAAGAAGCGCAUAAUGUGAAAGAAGCGCAUAAUGUGAGAGAAACACAAAACGUAAAGGGAAUGCACACCAUAAAGGAAUCGUAUGAUAUGAAGGAGACAAAUAAUGUGAAGUCAGUACAAAACAUAAAGGCAAUACACAAUAUGAAGGAUGCAAAUAAUAUAAGGGAUGAAUACAAUAUGAAGGAAAAACGCAAUGUAACGGAGGUACCCACUUCGAAAGAAGUACAUAACGUAAAGGAAACACACAAUGUAAAGGAAGUAUAUAAUGUGAAGAGAGUACACAACGUAAAGGAAUUGUACGAUGUGAAAGAACCCACUGAGAAGUAUAAACAUAAGGUAAAAAUCGCACACAGCAUAAAGACAUCAUAUAAUGAGAAAGAAACAUUUGGUGUAAAGAAAACGCAAACUUUGAAGGAAGUACACAGUGUAAAAGAACUGCAAAAUGUAAAAGAAGCGAACAACGUGAAAGAAGCACAUAAUAUGAAGAAAGAACAAAGUAUAAAGGCAGUGUAUAAUAUGAAGGAAAUACACAAUACAAAGGAAGCACAUCCUAUGAAAGGGGAACUAAAGGUGAAGGAAGCAUACAUCGUAAAGGCAGCACAAAGCAUAAAGGAAGCAUAUGAUAUGAAGGAAGCACAUACUAUUAAAGCAAAACACAGCAAAAAGGAGGCAUAUGGCAUGAAAGGAACAUAUCAUAUGAAACCAAAACACAGCAAAAAGGAGGCAUAUGACAUGAAAGGAACAUAUGAUAUGAAGGAAGCACACAAUUCGAAGGAGGCAUAUAAAGUGAAGGAAUCGUACUAUGCGAAGGAGACAACUAAUGUAAAGGCAGCAUACUGCUUUAAGGGAAAACAUAAUGAGAAAGUAGCACACAAAAAUGAAUACAGAGAAUACGUAUCAAACUGUAGUAAUGUUAAAAGAAAAGAGAUAGAAACGCUUAUGAAUUUAUUAAAAAUUAAUCUAUAUAAAAAUGAAAGUGGAAAGAAAAAAUUUCUUGAAAAUAAUAAGGUUAAUGACUCAGAUGGUUAUAAUUCAAGACAUAGGAAAUUACAAAAUUAUUAUUCACCAUCUGUUAAAUCUGAAUCUACAGAUGUAACUGAAAGGGGGAAAAAUAAACAUAACAUUAUAACUCAUAAAAUUUACGGAAAAGAUUAUUUUUAUAAUGAUUUUUCUAAUAUACAUAAUGUUGAUGAAUUAGGUAUUACAAGGGAAAUUAAUAUAUACGCUUAUCCUGUCCAUAUACAAAAUAAUAAUGAAGCAAAAAAUGUAUACAUUGAAAGUUUGAACUGUCGAGAUACAUCAACUAACGAAAGUAAGUUAGCAAACGGUGGAAAAGGAAACCCGAAUAGGGCACACUUAGUGAGGAGCACUGAUAGUGGAACAGGGGAAGGAAGCGACAAGAGUGGAGGAAAAGAAAGAAGCAUCAAGAGUGAAAGAAGUGAUAGUAGUGAAAGAAACGAUAAGAGUGAAAGAAGUGAUAGUAGUGAAAGAAAUGAUACGAGUGAAAGAAAUGAUAUGAGUGAAAGAAAUGAUAAGAGUAAAAGAACUGAUAGUAGUGAAAGAAAUGAUACGAGUGAAAGAAGUGAUAGUAAUGAAAGAAAUGAUAAGAGUGAAAGAAGUGAUAGUAGUGAAAGAAAUGAUAAGAGUGAAAGAAGUGAUAGUAGUGAAAAAAGUGAUAGUAGUGAAAGAAAUGAUAAGGGUGAAAGAAAUGAUAAGGGUGAAGGAAGUGACAAGGGUGAAGGAAGUGACAAGGGUGAAGGAAGCGAUAAGAGUGAAGGAAGCGAUAAGAGUGAAGGAAGCGAUAAGAGUGAAGGAAGCGAUAAGAGUGAAGGAAGCGAUAAGAGUGAAGGAAGCUAUAAGAGUGAAGGAAGCGAUAAGAGUGAAGGAAGCGAUAAGAGUGAAGGAAGCGAUAAGAGUGAACGUAGCAACAAAAGUGAAAUAAAUUAUAAGAGCGGAAAAAACCGUAAGAGAGAUAAAACGUGCGAGUUACGACAUGAAAAUAAGGAGUCAAUAAAUAGUACAGAACUUUUAAAUAAGCUGAAUGAGCUACAAACGUCUAACACAAAAGAUGCUGAUUUAAGCCAUAAAUUGGCUCUUUAUUUAAAAGAUGUUUGUCUUAAAUUAGGAGAAGAAAAACAAUAUAGUAAUAUUUUAAUGAAGGAAAAAAAAAGAUUAGAAAGUAAAAUAAAAUUAUUAUAUGAAAAUAAAAAAAAAUACAAAAAAAAAUUAAAGAAAUUAGAGAUAAAUUACAAUGAGGAAAAGAAAAAUUCUAAAAUGUAUCAAAAUUUUAAAGACAAGUUUAAGUCAUUGGAACAUAUUAAAAUGGACAUACCAAAGGAUGAUGUUGAGAUGUACAACAAGUUCACUGAAAAUACGAUGGAGCACCUAUAUAACGUAUUCUUUGAUGUCUUUGGAGAAAAUCAUAUUAUAACGAAAAUGAUAGAAAACUUAGCUGAUGUGUACAUUAAAAAGGAAAAGAAAAUAGAAAUUCAAAUGGUCGCACAGAAUAAGGAAUCGGAUUUACUGAAAAAUGUAGAAGAAAUAGUCAAGAAAAAAAACAAAUAUCAUAAAGAACUUCUGAAGAAAAAUGAAAUUAUCCUAAGCUUAAAUAAUAAUUUAGCGAAAAUAACGAAAAGCGUUGCUGACAUGAAAAGUAGCAUUAUUGAAAAUAAAAAUAAAUCAAAGAAUUUGCUAAUGGAGUUAUCAAAGAAGAAUGAUUUAAUAAAGGACCUGGAAAUGCGAAACUGCCGAAUGAUGAAUGAAAAAGAAAAUUUGUUUCAGAAGGAAAGAGAACAACUACUGGAAUUAUUAAAUGAUAAAGAUGCGAAAAGUAUACAACGAUAUAAGGAAGAAAUAAAAGGUCUACAAGAAAAAUUAAAAAAUUAUUUGGAUACAAAUGUAUAUGAAAUCCGUGACAAAAAUUACGAGAUAAUGGUAGAUAAGUUACAUGAUGAACAAAUAAGAGUACAUUCAUUAUUAACAGAAAAAGAAAAAAUUAUAAAUGAUAAGAACAUUAAAAUUGAGAACUUAGAGUCCCAGUUGCAGUCUUGGGCUGAUGAGGCAACCAAUUGGGUUGUCGUGGCAGACAAACAUACAAAACUUAUAACGAACCAUAAUAUAUUAAAAAAAAAUUACGAAGAACUAAAGUUCAAGUACAUAAUGGAUAUGAAGUAUAUACAAACAAAUAAAAAUGAGAAGGUCAAAGAACUUAUGAGAAAAUUUUCCUAA
This is a messenger RNA of Plasmodium malariae, 15750 nucleotides long. RefSeq names its product leucine-rich repeat protein, putative (gene LRR6). The transcript is spliced from 9 exons. The record is from RefSeq and is a predicted model, not a curated record. Gene Ontology annotation, cellular component: cytoplasm. Bases 1 to 15750 code for a protein of 5249 amino acids. Gene Ontology annotation, molecular function: protein binding. NCBI's taxonomy places the organism in Eukaryota, Apicomplexa, Aconoidasida, Haemosporida, Plasmodiidae.